Tripterygium wilfordii is the source of this 1998-nucleotide messenger RNA. Its product is annotated as YTH domain-containing protein 1. The coding region runs from base 383 to 1567 and encodes 394 amino acids. Gene Ontology annotation, molecular function: mRNA binding; N6-methyladenosine-containing RNA reader activity. The transcript has 12 exons. Gene Ontology annotation, cellular component: nucleoplasm. Gene Ontology annotation, biological process: regulation of mRNA splicing, via spliceosome; mRNA splicing, via spliceosome. The record is from RefSeq and is a predicted model, not a curated record. Lineage: Eukaryota; Viridiplantae; Streptophyta; Magnoliopsida; Celastrales; Celastraceae.
UGAUCUGAAAAACACAGUAUUGACUGGAAGAAAAAUAAAAGGAAUAGAGAAAAAUCAAGAGAGAGAAGUACAAGACUACAAUACUUGCAAUUUUUCAGGACUGGACAACUAGGGCUCGCCUUUGCUGGCAAAACAGAGGGGUUUUUCUUGUACGCGCUCUCCCUUCACUUCACUUCACCGCUCUCUCGCGGCCUUUUAACUCUCUUCGCGAACGGUGGUCACAAGGAUAUGUCUACUGAUACUGCAAAGCAAAAUGAAGCCAGAGUUGAUUCAAGAGUAUUCGAAUGGAAGAAUGACAUCGGGAAUUCUAAUGAAGCAGGGCUUUAAAGGAUUAAACCAGUUAUCAAUGAAGUAAGCAGCACUACCCUCCUUAUCUUGAAAGAUGUUGCUCUUCCUUUGCUUCCAAACAAGCCAGCAAGUUGCCAAAAGAAUAAGCUUGAUAGUCCCUUUUUGCUUGUUCAUUGGGAACUCAAGCUUUAGAGCUAAUGAGGAUGGUUAUCGCUCCGUAGCAGAAGAAGCAAGGCAUUCUGUUGAUCGGGUGGGAAAUUCAACUGUCAACAGAAAGAGUAAAUUGUACAGUACAAGAUAUUUCAUUAUUAAGAGUUUGAACCAUCAAAAUAUCCAACUAUCAGUUGAGAAAGGGAUUUGGGCUACUCAGGUCAUGAAUGAACCAAUCUUGGAUGAAGCUUUUAAUAAUUCUGGUAAAGUCAUUUUAAUAUUUAGUGUCAACAUGAGCGGUUUCUUCCAAGGCUAUGCCCAAAUGAUGUCUUCUGUUGGGUGGAGGCGAGACAAUCUUUGGAGCCAGGGAAGGGGUAAAAGUAAUCCUUGGGGCCGCAGUUUUAAGGUCAAAUGGCUCCGAUUAAGUGACUUACCUUUUCAGAAGACUCUUCAUCUGAAGAAUCCAUUGAAUGACCACAAACCUGUCAAAAUCAGCAGAGACUGCCAGGAAUUGCAGGAAGAUAUUGGAGAAGCUCUUUGUGAGCUCCUUGAUGAAAAUUACGGAGGCGAUGGAAUGUUGAAUAGCAAUUUUCACAGGGAUGGAUUUCCUUUAAAAAGGCGAUUCACAGACCCACCAUGUUCGUUGAGGGAUGGAGAGUAUAAUGCCUCUCCGGUACAAAUGUCAUGGACCACAACACCCUUGCAGCAUCCUUCUUUUCUCUACCACAAUCAAGCUGAAGCCAACAGAUACCCUUUGGCAAACCCUAAAUCCACUGGUUUACAUAUGCAAUUUUCAUCUGGAAGUCCUCUUGCUAGUACUUUGACUGAGGAUGAUUUUCUUGAAAUGGCUUUCACUAGCAACAUUGGAGAAGCACCUUUGUGGAUAAAUGUAACUCAAUAUUCGUACGAGGAAUACCUAGAAGCACAUAGCAGGAGGGUCAAUCAAUUAUGCCUCCCUGAAACUGGACCGUCAUUGACGAGGCAGGCUGCUUCAAAAAGUAAAAGGCAUGAUGAUGAUAAAAACUCGAGUUUUACGGCUGAUCAGUCCAGGCCACAUGGGACUUCUUCCAGGCCACAUAAGAAGUCUCGUCAUUCAUCCAAUAAAUGCAACUCACCCCUUCGCAAAUGAUCAUAGGAUCGUUGUCUGGUAGACCUUUUCUUUCCUACAAUGCAAUUGGUCAUUGAAGCUAAUUUGUUCAAGUCCUGGGAACUGGGACUCAUGUUGUACACAUGUAUGUACUUUGUGCUACGAUCUGAUUGCACUUGAGGAUUUUACAUAGAUUCUUUCCAACAUGUACAGAAAUUAAAUUGACAAUGUUGCCUGAUGGAUUUCUUCCCCCCUCACCAUAUUGGUCGAGGGAUGCUCAGGCUGGUUAGUAGUAGUAGUAGUAGUAGUGAGUUGGAUCUUGAAACUAUUAUGCUAUUGAUUGGACAUGUAAGAUGUACAUUGUGUCCGCAGUGGGACGCAAAGUUGCUGGCCUCAACUUGAGUUGCUUCAAUCAGAAGCAACUCCUAUGUAAAUUUCUCUUGUGGAUGCAAAAUUUGUUGUCCUUAAAAGCA